This is a messenger RNA of Odontomachus brunneus, 8582 nucleotides long. RefSeq names its product serine-rich adhesin for platelets-like (gene Svil). Gene Ontology annotation, cellular component: cytoplasm; actin cytoskeleton. Gene Ontology annotation, molecular function: phosphatidylinositol-4,5-bisphosphate binding; actin filament binding. The coding region runs from base 583 to 7578 and encodes 2331 amino acids. The record is from RefSeq and is a predicted model, not a curated record. NCBI's taxonomy places the organism in Eukaryota, Metazoa, Arthropoda, Insecta, Hymenoptera, Formicidae. The transcript is spliced from 24 exons. Gene Ontology annotation, biological process: barbed-end actin filament capping; actin filament severing; cytoskeleton organization.
UGUAUCUGUCAGCUUGUUGAUCGAAUUUAAAUAUGUGAGAAAGGUUAAAUAUAGGGGUAAAAGAUAAAUAAUAGGUUACAUGAUGUUAAAUUAACUGAUUUAAUUGAUAAAAAUAACGGCUUUGAAUGAGUCAGUCACGGUGCACGGGUAUCUAGACACGACACGUGUUGGGCGGAAAUGUCCGAUUACCGGAAUCGAAAAGUAUCAAUGACGUAUAGUGUACAUGAGCCGACAACUCAACAGUUUUCUGCACUGAACGCGCCCAUUGACACAAUCAGUUCGUUAAGAUAUGAUGGCUCGUUCAGAGAUAUUGUUUCCUUUUGUUUAAUCGUUAAUUUUCGUUCCCUGUGUAAAAUGUUGUUGAUGUCUUGUGUUAGUUUGUUAUACAGAUUACAUGGCUGAUCGUUUCACGAGUUGCGUCGGUGUUUUAUACAUAGUACCUAUUAAAUAGCUGUGAUAACGUCCUCUGUAAGUAUCACGCAUCGUCGACUACGUCCCCCGAUUGUCCGACGAUUUCGUCUGAAACUUUUCGAAAGUGAAACUAUGGCCGCGUCGUUGGAAAACUCGCAGUAAUUCGCAUUAAUGAUGGUAGCUGCCGGAGCCACAAUUUUGAUGGCAGCUAGUGAGGAGAAUUCGUCCAAUGAGACAGAAAAUAGUACAACACAUUCGGUAAACCAAGGUUCUUGUUCCCAUUACGGUAUACAACGUUGUGCUCAAAGAAACAUUGAAUCGUCAGCGAAAGGGGGUGUAGCAACUUGUUCCUCGAAUACUACAGAAAAGAAGCAUUGUAGCCUUACAACAGAGAAGAAUGGUAAAAUAACAUCCAAAGUAGAGCCUAAAGAGAGCUCUAAAACUUUGACAGUUCAUAAGACUGCUCAGAUUCGUGAGACCAGAACUUCUAGAUUACGGGCUGCUUCCAUAGUAUUACCCAGUGGUGCAACAUUAGCGUCGAAAAGAAUACUUGGAUCAGAAACUACUGGUUCUGCAAGGUGCAAUUCAUUAGUUAAAGAAGAAACUUCCACAUCCUUAAACGGUGGCGUCGCUAUGAAUCCCGUCAAGGAGAGAGAUAAGAGCUACAAACGCAAAUCUUAUUUAAACAGGUCACGUCACACGGAGACAGCGCCUGUUGAUCGUUUAAAUGAAACUGAGUCUAGCGAGAGGCGCUCCAGAAGGCAAUCCGUCAGACGAAAUCAAGUGUCGGAGACUGCAUCGAGUCCCACUGACUCCUGCAGUAAUCGUCAAGUCGCGAGUCCACGUAGAAAACACAACGAUUCGAAAGUAGCACAGUACGGCGCAGCGAAAAAUGUGUCGAAAACUUGCCCCUCCUCCUCCGUUGUAUCCGCCGCGAGUACCAAGCGCUCGAAUGCACAUCAGCCCAGCAACAGUAUAAGCGAUUCAGAGGUAUCGCGCAGAGUGGACGCGUUGACGGCGCUGACGCGAAUCACGAUGGAACGCGUGGAGAGACUCGCGUCCGCAACAGCGGCGGCGGCGGCGGCGAGCUCUGCGAACAAUUCAGCGGAGAAGACGUUAAUGUCGCCGAGGAAGUGCGCUGCCUCAAGGCACACGCCGGUUUCGAUUCUCAAACACAAAACUACGGACGGCGAAGGAUGCGAGCGUCAAGCGACAACCAGCGGUUCUCCUCACACGUCGUCACCGGUGACGUUCUCGCCGUCCGUGACGGAGUCUGUUUCCCGCAAGAGGCACGGUAUCCUGAAGAAACGCAGCAGCCUGGACGAGAACGAAAUACUGCGUCGCCGUAGUUGUUCUCCUGACGUCUCUUUCGUCGACAGCACUUACUCGGAGUUUCGGCCGAUCCUGAAGAAUCAAAGACGAUCUUCCCUGGAUGAAAUCGUCAAGAGAGAUCAGAGUCCAGAUCAGCAACCAACGUCCAUAUUGAAGCGCAAGUCAUCCAGAGAAGACGAUCGGGAGGUGCAUCGGUCGUUAUUGGCUUCCCCGGAACCGCAGAGUAUUCUGAAACGGAAGCUCGCGAACAACGUACGCGCUAACAACGUCAAUCAUCAUGUGACCAUCGCAUCGAACGUUGCGAGCGCGAAUACGAGCAGUUGCGCGAGCACGUGUCUGGUUUCCGACGGUGCCGAGGGAUCGGAAGUACGACCGAUAUUGAAGAAAAAAUACGGCAGGGAGGAACUUGCCGGCAACGAUGUCUCGUCUCUCGAGCCACGGCCGAUACUGAAGAAGAAAUCCAGCACCGAGUCGGACGAGCACGAGCACGACAGGCCGAAGAAAACGAUCCUGAAGUCCUCGCGAAAGAAUUCGUACGAGGAAGGCAGUUACGAGACAGAGUCGACUUCGCCGAGGAAGCUGUCCGCGCUGAAGAACCGAGCGAUCGAAAUCGAGAACGUGCGACCCAUACUGAAGCAGUCUGGCAGCAGCAGCCGUCAUCACGAUGACACACGCGACCCGACGGCGGACUUGUUCUUACGAAAAAGAGCGCAGUCAGUGGGCCACGCGCGAACUGCCGACGGCGACGACUGCGUGGAGUCAAUUCGCGUGCUAGCCAAGCGAAGGUCUCUCGAGUCCAGCUCGCCGAGUGAUAUAUGGCGUGCGCCAUCGACCACCCGUCACUGUCUCGCGGCUGAUCGGUCCAACGUCUCGCACAUGGCGAAUAGUUCCGUCGUGAUCAAAGAGGCCAAGCUGUCGUGCGAAGAAGCUGGUAAAGCGAAGCAAAUCAACGCAAACGACAUGGAGGAGAGGAGCAAAACGGACUCGCAUAUACAUUUCGCCAAGAUCGACGCGAACGAUCUCGCGUCGAUGCAGCUUUUCGCACGGACCUCCGACGAGAAUGAAGCGAGGAGGAACGAAAAGGAGGAAUCGCUGCAGGACGCGCAAGGCGUUCGCGAGGAUCACGCCGUUCGUCGUAGCAACAGCGUAUCGAAAAUGACGCAGCACUUCAAGGCACUGCAGGAGAAGGCGACCGCUACGGUGGAGAACAGUCCGCAGCGCGCGCUGCGAUUAUCACAUGGCGUUCAACGCUAUCGCGAGCGCAAGGUGCAGAGCGGCGAGAGAUUCAACACGCAGCCGGUGACCUUCGAAGAGGUGCGCGAAGCGGUCCUGCAGAAUCAACGUAACGCCGCCGCGGCGUUAGGCACCGGAGGCGCGUCAUCUAACGACGAGCUCGAGCCGUCCAAGCUGAGUUUAGCUGAGCGCGUACGGCUCUUCGACCAGAAGACCUCCACUGCGGAAACGAAUAACACUGGGUCUCAGGAAAGGCUUUCGCAGAGGAGACGGCCGUCCACUCGUUACAAAACGCAGCCCAUCACGUCGGAAGAGGUGGAAGUAGCGUCUCGCGUAUCGCCUUUCAAUACGAAUUAUCAACCGCAAACUUCGGUUGAAGGAUAUUCGAAAGAAUGUCAGAGACCGCUUCAUUCGCCGUUGCUCGUGUCACAUCACGAUGUGCCGAAAAGUAUUCUCAAGACCUCCGUCGGUCAAACGCAUAAUUUGUCGCGUGCCAAGAGCCCGGAGUUGCGAGGUAUGAAGUUAAUAAAGUCGGUGCUCAAGAGAGAAAGCGAGGAAUCAAUGGAACAACAGACGACGAUGACAACAACGACAACAACGAUGACACUGCCGAGUUCCGCCGAGGCGUAUCCGCGUUCUAUUCUAAAAAGCAAUCUCCACUCGAGGCUCGCGCUUCAGAGCGCAGGUGUCGACGCGAUGACAUCGAGAAGCGAGGGAGACGUGCGUCUUGCCGAGAGCCAAAAUCCCAGCGGCGACGCUACCAGACACUGCGAAAAGUUCGACAGUUCCUUCGCGACGGCCAGUAUCGCGCGACACAGCUUGCAUCGUUCCUGCGAAGACACGCGGAUAAUCACGUUGUCGAACGACAACGAUGUAGUCGAUGACUGCAAGAGCGAGAUCCUCUCGAGUCGCGUGCCGGUAAAGUGCACUCGCAAGAGACGCGACGAUUCGUCGUUGGGUAAAAUUGCUCGAGCGUCGUAUGAAGACGAUGACGACGACGACGAUGACGAUGACGACGACGACGAUGAGAACGACAACGAAAAAGAUGCUGGUGAGGAGGACGAGGACGACGACGACGACGACGACGACAACGACGACAAUGAUCGCGCCUCGUCGUCCUCCGGCGGUCACGAGAUACACAACAUCAUCGUCAGCGAGGAGAAACAUAAUGUCGCGCGAUUUUCCGCCAACUCGCUAGCCAAGAGUGUCAGCCAACAUGCCUUCGACGACGAGAACCGAAAGCAACGGCUCGGCUUCCCGUUGCCGGGACUGUGUCGCAGCGCCACGCAAGUGAUAACGUCGAUAGAGACGAGCGAGACGCCAAGCGUCAGUAUCGCCGACCGGCUGGCCGCGCUACAUCACAGCGGUAGCACGAAUUGGAGGCGACGCGUGGCCGGCAGCAACGUCGACGAGACACGCUACGAUUUGGUCGGCACGGAGGAGAGCAUGGCGAUCAAGUCGAGCGUGUUGGCGGACUGCAUCGGCAAACUGGAGUCCGCCACGGAGGGCUGGAGGAGAAGGAUAGUCGCGCCCGACGCAAUCAACUUCACCGUUGCUGGCAAAAUGGGCACGUCGGCACAGCCGAGUGACGCCGGCUCGCCGCUCUUCACUGAGCUCACGGCGAAUAUUUUUAACCAGAAGAAGAAAGUGCCGCGCCCGCAGCGGUUUAAAUCUAGGAAAGACAAAGGAUGUGCAAAUGGCGCGGUAUCGACACCUACCAGUCCAUGCAAAGAUUUGUCCUCUGCCAUGCGCAUGAGCUUCUCUGAGCCCGUUAGCGACGACAGCGGUGAAGAAUGUAAAACGGAGCAUGUCAUGUCGCCGACUGUUUCAGUGCCUAAAACUGACGACGAAACGUUCACCUCUUUCUUUAGCGGUGUGUCGCUGGAAAAGUGUGAAACCGAGUGUCUUGAUUUACGUGAAACCGACUUCGAUAUAAUUGCACCGCAAUCCGAAUUAUUAGCGCAAAAGCGGAACAUACGAAUGCAACGUCGACGGGUCACCUCGAGAAACCCUCUCAAAGCUCUCGCGGCGCGCACCGAUUUAAGAUCAGAAUACACCGAAUUUCGCACGAAUAUAACCGCGAGGACGAUCAAGAGCAUAAGCGUAGAGAAACUCGCUAAGAGCUCGUCUUUCGCUGUCGAAGCUCUCGCCGGUUUGGCUUCCACUGAGGAUUUUAGUGCGGUAACUCUGAGAAAUGUGACGGAAACGAGCGUGUCCACGAAUAAGCUGCAGCCAUACAAAGACUUAAUGCUGAUAUUGGUUAAAGGAAGACGGCACGUUCAAGCCAGACUGGUAGAGCCUGUCGCCGAGUGCAUCAAUAGCGGUGAUAAUUAUAUACUCGUGACGAAAUCAGAGGUUUUCAACUAUAUAGGAAGAUAUAGCAAUAUCAUUGAGAGAACUCACGCCACCGAGAUUGCGUCGUGUAUCCUGCAGAAGAAAGAUCUCGGCUGUCAGGCGGAACAAGUUAUCACCAUACAAGAGGAUAAACCGACAUGCACAAGGAGUCAGGUGCAAAAGUUUUGGAGUUAUCUUGGUGUACUCGACAGUGAGAAGCACAAUGUUAUCGGAUCUGGUCAUCCUGACGAAGAUGAGUUGUAUGAGUCCGCUAUCAUUGACACGAAUAUGGUGUACGAAUUAAAGGAUAAGCAGCUGAUGCCUUAUGAGCAGUUUUGGGGCACACUUCCGAAAAUAGAAAUGCUCGACCAAAAUAAAAUCCUGGUGUUUGAUUUCGGCACUGAGAUGUACAUCUGGAGCGGUAAGGGAGUUUCGACGGACAGCAAGAAGCUCGUCACGCAGCUGGCUACGGAAAUGUGGAACGACGGAUAUGAUUAUACCGAAUGCACCAUUUGUCCCGUCAAUGCAGCCAAUAUGCUCGGCGGUCGAGGCGGUGAUACGCGCGCGAGCUCGCUCGUCAAAUCCGCUAAGAGCAGGCCCGGGUGGUGCCUGCUUGCCAAGUUGACGCAGCAUGUCGAAACGGUACUCUUUCGAGAGAAGUUCCUCGAUUGGCCUAACAGCGCCAGUGUGAUUAAGGCGCGCGGCAGGAAGGACGACAUACGACAGAUCGACGGUGCCGUGACCGUGCAACUGGACGAUAGCGAUGAGAUAUGGCUGCCGAACCUCACCCCGGUCGAUUUCGUACUGGAAGGCUGUCAUCUGGGUAGAGGUACCGGUUGCUACGACAGUGAGCUGAAAAAGGACUAUAUAGUUACUACGACCAGCGUAAUGGUGUGGCAUAUCGAUGAAUUCUCGCAUACGCUCUUAGAUGGAUCGUCGAUCGGUCAAUUUUAUUCUGGUGAUAGUUAUAUCGUCCAAUGGACGUACUCCGUCACGAUCACCGGCAGAGAGCUCAGUGGCCUGCCGUCGAAACAUUCGGCGAAAGGUCGCGACAGAUCGGUGUAUUUCAUUUGGCAAGGCCGACACGCGUCUUUGAACGAACGAGGUGCCGCGGCAUUGCUGACGGUCGAAUUAGACAGCGAACGAGGACCUCAGAUUCACGUUGUCCAAGGACAUGAACCGGCCGCAUUUUUGAAUUUAUUCUCCGGAGGAAUGAUGGUACACAGCGGUAAAAAGUCCGAGAACAGGAGCGAAAAACAAUGGAAAUUGUACAUUUGUCGAGGUACUUUGAAAUCUGAAACAUAUUUGAACGAAAUUUCUUGUAGCACUCGCCAAUUAAGAAGUAGAAGCUCCUUCGUGUUGCUGGACACCAAAAAUGCAAAAGCGUACGUUUGGCAUGGAAAUAAUUCAUUGCGUCACAUUAGAGAGAAUGCAUUGAGUGCUGCGAACAAAUUGAGAGAGAACCGACCCGAAGAAACCGGAUUAUCGAACGAAGUCAGUGUGCAGAUAUGCGAAGUUCAAGAGGGUUCGGAACCGGAGGAAUUUAGGAACGCAUUAGGUGGCAUGAAUAAGAAACUAUAUUGGUCAUUGGAGACGGCUCAGAUGCAGGACUAUACACCAAGGCUCUACCACUUAUCAAGUAUUUUCAAAAUAUUUCGCGCAACGGAAAUACUCUGUCCGCAUCGCGCAGAUCUUGCGACACCGUUUCCUUUCUCGCAGGACGAUCUGUAUCAAGCGAGCCAGCCAGCCUUAUUUUUAUUGGAUGACAAGGAUAUGAUUUGGAUCUGGCAAGGAUGGUGGCCUGAUAGCAGUACGGAGGAUCAGUCCGGCAGCAAGACUGUCCGAUGGCAGGCAGAAAGAAGAGCGGCAAUGACGACAGCAAUACGAUACUGGCGAAACACUCGGAGCGCACAAACGACGAAUCUUCCUAUAUACUUAAUUUGGGCUGGUUUAGAGCCCUUGCAAUUUAUAAAUCUCUUUCCAGAGUGGACGUAUCGGGACGACGUUGCUGAGUUGAAUAUAGAGGAUGGCCGAAAUCUAGGAGAGGUAUUAGCCGUAGAAAGUGAACUGGCUCGUCUGACACAAAGCACAUAUCCUCCUGCUCAGCUGUUGCAAAGACCUUUGCCCGACGGAGUCGAUCCAACGCGCUUGGAGUUAUACUUAUCUCAACAACACUUUCAAGAGCUACUGGGGAUGAGCAAAGAAGAAUUUCAACAGCUUCCAAUUUGGAAACAAGUGAAUCUCAAGAAAGAAAUCGGAUUGUUCUGAUGGAUCGUUUUGGCUGCCAACACUGCGAUUAAUAGCUGCCCUUGUAAAUUCGAGUUUAUGUGUUAAUUGUUUCAUGUUUUGUGGAUUUAAAAAAUCUCGACUUCUAAGCGCAUUUUUGUCGAAACUUGUAAUAUCAUAUAAUAGAGAACGAAAUAUUUCAAAAACCAGCGAAUAAUAUCAUCGACGAUAUAGUGUAAUAAACGGAUGAUUAAUUAAGAACAAACAACGCGCUCUCGAUAACACAUUGUAUCAGCGCUGUCUGAAUUAUUAUGUAUAAUGAUAUAUAAAAAACAUACGUAUAUAUAUAUAUAUAUAUAAUAUAUAUGAUAGGCCGCGCGCGCGCACGUACGAACAGAUAAUUAUAUAUUUUUAAUACCUGCUACACAUUGUGUGCGAAUCAGCUUGCGAACAUUUUCUUUAUAUUUGUAUGGUCUUUAUAUUUGCGAGUGAGUGAUACGCUGUUACGGCUUAUUCUUUCGCGCGUGAUAUCUGUACGAGACCGUUUCUAUAAUUUACAACAUAUUCUGCGUUUCUAAAUAGUAUUUCGCAAAAAAAAAAACGUUGUCCUAACUCUUUCUUCGUCCCUUCAAGACCUCGCGUACUGCUUUGUACUUUACAUUCUACUGUACAAAAGUCUCACGCAAGUCAGAAAAUCCUUUCUCGACCUGUCAGCUUUUCUAUUUUUGAUGAGACUGGGGCUAUAACUUGCCUUAAUUUCGUGGAUAAUUUUGUACGUGAUAUCUUUAUACAGAAAUAUGUAAGAGAAAUUAGAGAGCUAAAAAAAUGAUCUGAAUCACAUAUUACUAGUCGCAUCGUACAUUAAAAUAUGUAAAUACUACAUUAUAAGCUUAAAAAAUAUCUGCAGUUUUAAUAACAAACGCACUUUUAUUUUUUUUUAUAAUAUCAUAUAACAAUUGAAAUGUGUGCCAAAGAGAAACACGUGUACGAUAUUAAUCUUUUCGUUAUUAACGGCGAUUACUGUCAUCCUCACUACGAAAAAAAAA